AUGGACCCUACUUCUCGCCCUACCGUCGUCAUCGACAACGGUACCGGUUAUUCUAAGAUGGGAUUUGCGGGUAAUGUAGAGCCGUGUUUUAAUCAACCAACAGUAGUAGCUCUUAACGACUCGUAUCUAAAUCAAUCCAGAGCUUCUUCAAAGUUAAAUAUGGCAGCUCAGUAUUCAGCUGGGGUAAUGGCGGAUCUUGAUUUCUUCAUUGGAGAUGAAGCACUGUUGAGGUCUCGAGCGAGUAACACUUAUACCCUUAGCUAUCCUAUUAACCAUGGUCAAGUGGAGGAUUGGGAUGUCAUGGAACGGUAUUGGCAGCAUUGUAUAUUCAACUAUCUACGGUGUGAUCCUGAGGAUCAUUACUUUUUGUUGACUGAGAGUCCACUUACUAAUCCUGAGAAUCGAGAAUAUAUGGGCGAAAUUAUGUUUGAGACGUUUAAUAUUCCGGGUCUUUAUAUUGCUGUGAAUUCUGUGCUUGCUUUAGCAGCUGGGUACAGUACAUCUAAGUGUGAGAUGACAGGGGUGGUAGUGGAUGUCGGAGAAGGGGCUACGCGUGUUGUACCUGUUGCAGACGGUUAUGUUAUUGGGAGUUGCAUUAAGUCAAUACCAAUAGCUGGACAAGAUGUUACUCUCUUCAUACAGGAGCUCAUGCGGGAAAGAGGAGAGAAAAUGCCACCUGAGGAUUCAUUUGAAGCAGCUCGGAAAGUGAAGGAGAUGUACUGCUAUACAUGUUCUGAUAUUGUCAAGGAGUUCAACAAGCAUGACAAAGAACCUGCCAAGUUCAUCAAACAAUGGAGGGGUAUUAGACUGAAGACGGGGGCACCAUACGCCUGUGAUAUUGGUUAUGAACGAUUUUUAGGUCCUGAGGUUUUGUUUAGCCCCGAGAUAUAUACCAGUGAUUAUAUAACCCCUUUACCAGCUCUAAUAGAUAAGUGCAUUCAGUCAGCACCAAUUGACACAAGAAGAGCUUUAUAUAAGAAUAUUGUGUUGUCUGGUGGAUCAACCAUGUUCAAAGACUUCCACAGAAGAUUGCAGCGGGAUUUGAAAAAGAUUGUGGAUGCCCGAGUUCAAGCAGCUACUGCUCAUCAUGGUGGGGAUAUAAAAGCAAAACCUGUGGAAGUUCAUGUAGUGAGUCAUCCUAUCCAAAGAUUUGCAGUUUGGUUCGGAGGUUCUGUACUAGCAUCAACUCCGGAAUUUUUCGAGGCGUGUCAUACAAAAGCAGAAUACGAGGAACAUGGAGCAAGCAUUUGCCGCGUGAAUCCUGUUUUUAAGGGGAUGUAUUGAGGCAAAUAUCCAUUUUCAGCUUAGUAUUAAAAAAGUCUUCUGGUGGUUUGCUACUUCAACUUCCAUUAUUCCCGCUUUGCUCGGCGGAAAAGCCACGAGCCAGUCUCAAUUACAGUGGUCAAAAAAGUUUUGACACUCAUUCUUUAACUAGGAGUUUAGGUAAGCAUUUUACGGAAGUUUUCUUCUCAUCACGGGAGUAGGGUGGUUGGUUGUGUUUUGGUGGAGCAGCAGCCAGCAGGAAACUUGAUGGUGAUUUUAUGCGAUUAUUCCACCUGUGAAGUUUCUGUUAGAAAGCUAUAUUUAUUGACUACUAUUGAUGAGUUAGAAAUAUUUG
Messenger RNA from Gossypium raimondii (Peruvian cotton), 1618 nucleotides. Its product is annotated as actin-related protein 3. Gene Ontology annotation, cellular component: Arp2/3 protein complex; actin cortical patch. The record is from RefSeq and is a predicted model, not a curated record. Gene Ontology annotation, biological process: Arp2/3 complex-mediated actin nucleation. NCBI's taxonomy places the organism in Eukaryota, Viridiplantae, Streptophyta, Magnoliopsida, Malvales, Malvaceae. The transcript is spliced from 9 exons. The coding region runs from base 1 to 1284 and encodes 427 amino acids. Gene Ontology annotation, molecular function: actin filament binding.